CGAUCCCUUGGCCCACCAGGUUCCCAAACUCUUACCCCAUAUUUUUGUCUGGGCUAGUUUUAUUGCCUGCUACCUUACUUUAUUCCAACCGCCACUUGGGAGUGGAACCUCCUCCCGUCGGUCUUCCCCUCCUCCCCCCAGCAAACAAAUUCUGGCAGUGACUGGAGCCUUUCAACACCUUGUUCUUUUAUCCUCACACCUGCAGCCUGGUCUUGAGCCUGUGGGGAGAGUGGAAGGUCCCAGGCCUGCCCGGCUCGGGGUGUAGCGGGAAGGUCGCGCCGUGCCUUUCUCCCGGUGCCUUUAGGAGCCGGCAGAGGAGAGCAAGGAUGGCGAGGCCCCAUGGAGAUGGUUUUUCCAUUCAUCUGUUAACAUGUUCGCUAAACAUUUACCAUUUUGGAGUUUAAAGUAUGUCAUCAUGGCAAAGUUUCGAAGAAGGACUUGCAUCAUUUUGUCACUUUUUAUUCUAUUUAUUUUUUCUGUGAUGAUGGGUUUAAAAGUGCUGAGACCAAAUAAAGCUGCUUUUGGAGUUCCUUUUGGACUUGACCUACUUCCAGAAGUUCAUCAACGAUCUCCUCACUUGGGGAAAAAAUUUGAUUCCCAAAUGAGUGACAAAAUCAACAGUGAAACAAAUAUCAAGAAUUUAAAAAGAGUUGAAAUCACUGUGAAACCUAAAGCCUCUGAACCUUACGGGGAAGAACUGCCACCUCUGAAUUAUUAUUUACAUGUAUUUUAUUACAGUUGGUAUGGAAAUCCACAAUUUGAUGGUAAAUACAUACACUGGAACCAUUCAGUUCUGAAGCAUUGGGACCCUAGAGUAAACAAGAAUAAUCCACAAGGGAAACACAGUCCCCCAGAUGACAUUGGCUCCAGCUUUUACCCUGAGUUAGGGACUUACAGCUCUCGGGAUCCAGCCGUCAUUGAGACUCACAUGAAGCAAAUAUACUCGGCUUCAAUAGGUGUACUAGCUCUAUCUUGGUACCCACCCGGGUCACACGAUGAGGAUGGAGUACCUACUGAUGACUUGGUACCAACUAUUUUGGAUAAAGCUCAUAAAUAUAAUCUAAAGGUCACUUUUCACAUCGAACCAUAUAGCAAUCGAGAUGAUCAAAACAUGUAUGAAAAUGUCAAAUACAUUAUAGACAAGUAUGGAAAUCAUCCAGCCUUUUACAGGUACAAGACUAAGACUGGCGAUUCUCUUCCUAUGUUUUACAUUUAUGAUUCCUAUAUUACAAAGCCUGAACAGUGGGCCAAUCUGUUAACCGUCUCAGGGCCUUGGAGCAUUCGCAAUUCUCCAUACGAUGCCUUGUUUAUUGCACUUCUAGUAGAAGACAAACAUAAAUAUGAUAUCCUUCAAAGUGGUUUUAAUGGAAUUUACACAUAUUUUGCCACAAAUGGCUUUACUUAUGGCUCAUCAUAUGAGAACUGGGGCAGGUUAAAAUUAUUUUGUGAUCACUUCCAACUAAUAUUUAUCCCAAGUGUGGGCCCGGGAUACAUAGAUACCAGCAUCCGUCCAUGGAACACCCAGAACACUCGGAACCGAGUCAAUGGGAAGUAUUACGAAACGGCCCUGGGUGCUGCACUCCAAGCCCACCCCAGUGUAAUUUCCAUCACUUCUUUUAAUGAGUGGCAUGAAGGAACUCAGAUUGAAAAAGCUGUUCCCAAAAGAACCAGUAACACAGUGUACCUGGACUACUGGCCUCACAAACCAAGUCAUUAUCUAGAACUAACCCGCAAGUGGUCUGAAAAAUACAGUAAGGAAAGAACAACUUACGCACUAGAAAACCAGCUGCCUGUUUCUUAAUGCACUAACAUUUAAUAAUUGACAUCACCUCAUUUCAAUAAAUGCCUUUGAUUUGGUGUUACGGACAGAAAACUGUCAAAAUCCAUUUUUGCAUUGUUACCAUUAUCUUUUAUGGAAAUGAUUUGUACUUUUUCACAGGUAAUAAUGUUAUCAUUGCCACCCUUCACCAUGUUGCACUGAAAAAAUACCUGAGAGAAACUGUGCAGAAACUUUCCCUGUGCCAUCAUCUGCUAAUGUUCUGACCAACAUUGAAAUCCUGCUUUCAUAGCAAUUUAGUUUUUAUUCACGAUGGGUACAUGCUUGUUACAUAGAUUAGUUAGCACACAGUUCAACCCUAUUUGUAUUCCGGCCCGAAGACAUAGAAUUGUGCAUUUCCUAUAUAUAAUGAAGAAAAACAGACCUGAAAGAUAAUGUACGUGUUUCAUCUCUCAGUUUUUUCAGUGAUUCAAUCAACUUCAUUGUAUUAGGGAUUGGAUUCUGGAUAACUCUUUAAUAAUAAUUCCUAAAAGAAAUAAAAUAAUGUCCUUAAGCCUCACUGUGAACCGUCCUGGGAGAGGAAGGCCUGCUCUCUGCUGCCCAGGAAACCCCCACUGGCAGCAGCCCUCCCUGAGCAGUUACCCGUGGCCCCCGGACGGGCCGGGUCUCCAAUGUGUCUGCUGUACAGCGCCGAAUCCCAGACUUUGGACCCCAAGAAAGUUCUUUUAUAAAAGUUAAUGAUAGUGUCUUAUUUAAGAAACAUAUGGUUGUUUUGAAAUUAUUUUGAUGAUAUAGUGCCCAAAAUGUUACCAUUUUUAGAGUAUGUUGUCAGUCUCUAACUUGUCGUCCUAUUAACCAUGUCUUUCAGUUUAAUCAGAGACCAACUGUUAGAUAAGAAAAAAGUCAAUAUUAUUUUUGGAUUGCCUCCAUUUAAUAUUUUAAGCUGUUUACCAAGUACAUUAUUUACUUAGCUUUUUUAUAGGAACUUAGGGACAUAGAAAUGAAAAUUCCUUUAUGUCUUAAAUUCAUUCCUAAAGUUUUGACAUUUGAUUAACACUUAAUGAUAGAAAUAACAUUCUAUUUAAAAGAUAACACUUUUAGUUAUUAUAUAUAAUAAUAUUCCAAUUUUAAUCAUUGUACUUGUAAGGUUUUAAUUAGGUUAUUUGUGGGUAGUUAUUUGUCAUAUUGUGACAGGUUAAUCACCUGUACGCUAGCUAAGAAUGAAUCUCUUUAAAAACUAGAGCAUAGAAUACAUUAUAUUAUUCAGUUAAUAUUUUUAACUAGAACUAUAGUAAAAAAUCUAAUAUAUAUGUUAUCACAUGAAUAUUGUUUCUUAUUUAUUAAAGAGAAGCAAUAGGGUAAUAGUAAACCAUAAUACACAUAAAUCUUCAGAGUAUUAACACAUUCUGAAACAAAUUGGCCAUGGAAUUUAUUAUAAAAUAGCCUAUCAGAGGAUGAAAUUUAUUUUUAAGCUGUGGUUCUGAAGUAAAAUAACAUGUUUACAACUUAAGAAUUUGCCAUUUCUCAGAGAAUGAUCAGGCCUCAGGAAAUUAGUACAAUAGUAAUAAUCUAUUUUCUAUAGGAAAUUACAAGGAAAAAAAUCACUGUACUGAUUGAUAUUACCAAGCAUCUUCAUAGGAAGAUUCAAACCUGUGGAUUUUUUUCUAAUAUCUAGCUAGCCACUACCAUUAUAUAUUAUCAGAGGCAUAACUCUAAACAUGUCAUACCUAAUAAUAUUUUAUAAUAUGCCAUGUUUUAUUAAAGUUUAGUUAGAGAAAUAUCUACUAUGGAGGAAUUUUUAUCAUUGCUUAUGUUGUAUAUUUGAACCCAGUAUGAUUAGAAAUUAGGGAGAGUAUGUAAGAACACGGUCAGCAAAUCCUCAACACACAUGCACCACCCCUUCCUGUUCUGCCCCUGCUGCAGAAACAGAAACUCCACUACAGCACGGUUUGCCUGUGACCUCCGUGUGGUCCCCAGCACAUCACCCAGCAGCCACUAGCAGAUUUCAAAGUGACAUAAAACAGAUUUUGUCUUCAUUGCAGAAAGUUGUCUUCAAGGGAAAGAUGUUUGGAAUCUGAUCACAUAAUGGUUUAUAAUUUAUAAUUAUAUAAAUAUUAUAUUCCAUUUAUCCUUUAAAAGGGUUAUUAGGAAGAAUUAUCUCCAAUAGUUUUGGUAUUCUUCUUAGGGAGGAAUGCUUUGACAUGCUUCCUCGGGUAUUUAUUAUAGUUGCUUUUACCAUUUGAUUAGAAAUAGUUUGAUCACAAGUAAAUAAGACCAAAGAAUGAUUCCCUAAUUUUAAAACUGUAGGUUUUCAUUCAAUAAAUUAAAAUAACUUAAAAAGAAAGGCAGUAUAAUAUAUGCAAUUCAUGAAUCAUAAGGAAUUAUUUUACGGUGUAAGGAGUCCAGUUGUAUUGACAGUGUAGAGACCACACCUUCCCUUCUUUGCUCCCCUGAAGGGCUAGUACUGUCAAAACUGGUUGUUAGUAAUGUUUACGUCAGCUAUAUGUUCACUUUUCUUUGUUUUAGGAAUGUAUACUAAAAAUGACUGUUUUGUUAUAUGGAGUAGUGAACUUUCACCUAAUAAAAGCAUACAUGAAAUAUAUUGUAUCUUAGGUACGAAAAUCUAUUCCUUUCUACUUAUGAAGUGUUUUGUUUCAUUUCUUGUCAACAGGUGAAAAGUAGUAUUCAGCCACACUCUGUGUAGUUUCUCUGUUCGAGAUAGGCAGCACUUACAGAGUAGGUAUCUUCAGUGCACAUACUGUUUAAACAUGUGAAUCUGAGUUACACACACACACAAGCCUUUCCUUUUUUAAGUCCUGAGGCGUCGUGCUAUUUUAUCCUUCAGGCAUAAUCCUGUAUGAGCUGUGACAUCCUCUAGGAAAUCGAUCAUUCUCCAAAACAGCAAAAGUAACAAGCCACCUGAAAAACUUCCUAAGUUCAUAACGCUGUGCUUUUUUGAAGUACUCAGUUACUCAACUGAAAUCCUGUGACUGCCCUUAAACGCUAUAGUGCUGGCGGAAACAGUGCUCGAAACCCUGUGUCUCAGCUUGGAAUUAAGGUCAGCACUCUCACGGCCUGCAGGACAGAACGAUAUACUCUGUUUACGACUAGCAGAUUUCAGUGAUCUUUAUAAAUGUUUACAACUUCAAAAUAAAAAAUUGAUGUAGCCAUAAGCAAAAGAGUUUUUUGGCUCAUAUUUCUGUUUUUAAAGAUGUACUUCAAAUUAAAUUUUAUACUGACUUUGUUACAUAACCACAUAAAAGCUAAAUAUUAUUGUAUGCUUAAUAUAAGGUUAUUAAAUUUGAAAAUUCUGGGACUACUUUCGCUUAAUUACUGAGACUAAUUUAUUCUUAAAUUAAAAAAAGUUGUGCCAUUCUAUUGCAGCUAUCAGUGAAGGGAGGAGCAAUUCUCAAUAUGAUUAGCUUCUGUUAUUAUACAAUUACUAUUUAAAUUAUGGCAUCAAAAGAUAAAAUAAUUGAGACUUAAUAAGCAGUUAGUCAGUCAUAGAUCUAAAAACUUACUAAACUCAAAACAUAUGGCACUUUUUCUCCUGAAUGUUGUAGACUUCAUUUAAAAGCCUCAUAUAUUGAACUUCAAGUUUCUCAAUUUACAUACAAAAUUAACAAUAAAUGUAAACAUAAAGAUAAAAAGCAUUUUAGAAGAUACUAUAUUGAAGUAACUAUUUCAUGGCACAAAGCAAUGAUGUACCAUGUAAGAUAAUUCUACAUAUAAUCCAACCUGUGGUAUAUGAUUAUAUCAUCAUGCUAUUGUGGUUUUGUUUUUAACUUUUUGAAAGAAUAGGACAGAAAUCUGAUCAAAGGUUAUUUUUAACAUCUCAAAGUGAUAAACUUCAGCUACUCAUAACAUUUAAGUAAACACAUUAAUUAUAAUUGUCUAUGCAUAAAUGUAUUUUUGAGUCAGUUCUAUGAAAGCCAUUACCAAACCACUAUAUUAUUAUGUUAACUUGAUAACUGUAUCUAAUGUAAUGUGGUUUUGACCAUGAUCUUGAAAAUAUCAAAUGUAAAAUAAAAAAAUAGAAGAUAUUCAAUUGUAAAGCAUGUAAUAAACCUUAGAAUUUAUGUUUGGACACAGCCACCUAGGAGUAGCUUGCCACCCUGCCUUGUUUUCACAUGCUAAAUAAAUACUCAUUGAAAACUGC
Artibeus jamaicensis (Jamaican fruit-eating bat) is the source of this 5936-nucleotide messenger RNA. RefSeq names its product mannosidase endo-alpha (gene MANEA). Gene Ontology annotation, molecular function: alpha-mannosidase activity. Gene Ontology annotation, cellular component: Golgi apparatus. Bases 371 to 1801 code for a protein of 476 amino acids. The record is from RefSeq and is a predicted model, not a curated record. The transcript is spliced from 5 exons. Lineage: Eukaryota; Metazoa; Chordata; Mammalia; Chiroptera; Phyllostomidae.